This is a messenger RNA of Aspergillus terreus NIH2624, 747 nucleotides long. RefSeq lists its product as uncharacterized. Gene Ontology annotation, molecular function: ATP binding; aminoacyl-tRNA ligase activity. Lineage: Eukaryota; Fungi; Ascomycota; Eurotiomycetes; Eurotiales; Aspergillaceae. Gene Ontology annotation, biological process: tRNA aminoacylation for protein translation. The record is from RefSeq and is a predicted model, not a curated record. The transcript has a single exon. The coding region runs from base 1 to 747 and encodes 248 amino acids.
AUGGACAUUUAUCCGCCCCAAGCUCCACGUGCCUCAGACCUUCGCGCUACCGCCGCCCAGAACCUGGUCAGAUUACUUCUCCCACUGCUCACGGAUGAGGCGGGGCCCUGUUCAGCAACGAUCCAGCCGGCCCAGCUCCAAGAUAUUUCGCUAGAAUCUAGCAGCUGCAGAGAAAUCCUCUCUGCUAUCCAGGCUCUGGUCCCUACCCUAAUACCCAAGAGCCCAAUAUUUGCAACCUUCCAUGACGGUCGGGUGCAUGAUCCGCUCGGCGGCGGUUCCUAUGCCUUCCAGGAAGAUGUCGUCGAGCCCGUCCUGCUUGCUCUCACAAACGACGAGAUUCUCUCAAAUAGCGAGAAGGGGCUUCUGGUUGACAAGCGGAGCAACGCAAUGGUCCCCAACAACUACCCAGGGUGCUCUGUCCAACUCCCAACCCGUCCCAUCGUCAUCCAUGCCGGAGCGCAACCAAAUAACUCUCCUCACGCUGGCACCCUUGUUGUUUUCUGCUAUGCUUUCUCGCUCGCUCAAGAGAUCCGUAAACGGAUGCAGGCCACGGUAGCUAAUACAGACUCGAAGCCGCCUACCAUCUCAGUCGAGAUCACUUUUGUCGACACCGCUCCAGUCCAGGACCACGAGACCACAAUCGGCGGAAUAAAAUACCAAAAAUCUUACAGAAACGUUCCUGGGGCACUUGCCAUCGCAUAUGGCCGAUUAUAUGCAGGUUCUCAAUCUCUUGUCAAACUGGUCUGA